CCUAGCAUCCGUCGGCAUGAAUCCCGUGGUCGUGGUCCACGGUGGCGGGGCCAGCAAUAUCUCCAAGGACCGGAAAGAGCGGGUGCGCCAGGGCAUCGUCAGAGCCGCCACCGUUGGUUACAACAUCCUCAAGGGGGGAGGGAGCGCAGUUGACGCCGUGGAAGGAGCCGUGACCGUCCUGGAAGAUGACCCGGAGUUCAACGCGGGUUGUGGAUCUGUCUUGAACGCAAAUGGUGAAGUUGAAAUGGAUGCUAGCAUCAUGAAUGGAAAAGACCUGUCUGCAGGAGCCGUGUCUGCAGUCCGCUGUAUAGCAAAUCCCAUUAAACUUGCGCGGCUUGUUAUGGAAAAGACACCUCAUUGCUUUCUGACUGACCAAGGUGCAACAAAAUUUGCAGCAGCCAUGGGGAUUCCAGAGGUUCCUGGAAAGCAGCUGGUAACAGAGAGAAACAUAAAACGCCUAGAAAAGGAGAAGCAUGAGAAAGAUGCUCAGAAAUUAGACUGUCAAAAAAACUUGGGAACUGUGGGUGCUGUGGCCUUGGACUGCAAAGGAGACGUGGCUUAUGCAACCUCUACAGGGGGCAUCGUUAAUAAAAUGGUCGGCCGAGUGGGGGACACACCGUGUAUAGGAUCUGGAGGUUAUGCUGACAAUGACAUUGGAGCCAUUUCAACGACGGGGCAUGGGGAAAGCAUCAUGAAGACGAAUCUGGCCAGACUUGCUCUCUUCCACGUAGAACAAGGAAAGACAUUAGAAGAGGCUGCUGAUACUUCCUUGGGUUACAUGAAGUCAAGGCUCAAAGGUUUAGGGGGCGUCAUCUUGGUCAACAAAGCAGGAGACUGGGCAGUAAAGUGGACCUCUGCAUCCAUGCCCUGGGCGGCCGUCAAGGAUGGCAAGCUGCACUGCGGAAUUGAUCUUGACGACACCUGUAUCACUGACCUGCCCUAAGCCCCUGGAAGAUUGUAUUCUAGAUGCUAGCUUGGAGGUAAAGUACAGUUCCCUGGUGUGGAGACUUAGCUUAAUCAAUUAGAUUUAGAAAUGGAAAAA
Ceratotherium simum simum (southern white rhinoceros) is the source of this 1042-nucleotide messenger RNA. It is a transcript of the gene ASRGL1, whose product is annotated as asparaginase and isoaspartyl peptidase 1. Lineage: Eukaryota; Metazoa; Chordata; Mammalia; Perissodactyla; Rhinocerotidae. The record is from RefSeq and is a predicted model, not a curated record. Gene Ontology annotation, molecular function: asparaginase activity. Gene Ontology annotation, cellular component: cytoplasm.